Bacillus rossius redtenbacheri is the source of this 1651-nucleotide messenger RNA. Its product is annotated as glutamic acid-rich protein-like. NCBI's taxonomy places the organism in Eukaryota, Metazoa, Arthropoda, Insecta, Phasmatodea, Bacillidae. The transcript has 7 exons. Bases 202 to 1113 code for a protein of 303 amino acids. The record is from RefSeq and is a predicted model, not a curated record.
UGUACCUCUUCUCCUCCAUGUUGGGAUUGAUAACUGUAUGAUAUUGGUCGUUUCGGCGUUGCUUUGCUGAAAGAAUUCCGUAAAUUUUAUCUGCAGUGAUUAAUUUUUAUCAUUCAGGUCAGUGAUACGUAAUUUUGUUUUAUUUUAAUGAGUGGUUUUUAAUAUAGAUUAUUUGCUUCGCACAUUUGACUGUGUGGUCUAAUGUUAUUGGUUUCGUCGAGUGAAAUGGCGCCAGCCGGCGUUUGUUCAGCAAUGAAGAAGAAGAUUAGCGAAGACUCUGAUAAUGAAUUUUCUGUUGAUGAGCCAGAGGAACUGCAGGGCUCUGAUGAUGACUGGACUCCAGAAGCCGGAGAGGAGAAGCGGAGAAGUUCUCGCAGGUUGCGUAACGCUGGGGCGAAGAAACCUCGUCUGACGGAGCCAAGCACCAGUGAAGAGGAGGAAGAAGACAGUGACGGUGGGAAGAAAGGGAAAGCGAGAAAAGGAAAGCCAGCAGCAGCAACACCGAAACAGCGAGGCCGGCCAAUUAAAAAGCCACAGAUCACCCCAGUCCCCACCGGCAAGUUGAAGGCCAAGCCCACCCCGGACAAUAUUGUCUCGUGUGAAGCGACAUCGACAACAGGAGUACCAGCUGCUGGUGCGACUGCGACAACUGAAAAGGAAUUCACAUCUGGAGCAUUUGUUGUUUUAAAAACGGACAUGGUUAACCCAGAGGGUGAUCCGCCUAUUUGGAAAAUUGAUGGAAAAGCUCUUCUACAGAAGUAUGUGCCGUUUCAACAAGAUGGCAAGACAUUGUACAAGAACACAUCAACUUACUCUGGCUGGUCCACAAGCAACAGAGACUCCUACUAUCCAGCACCUAUAGUCUUCAAAAUGCAGAAUCGCAAAGAAACUAUUGUCGAGUUUUUGAAAGACAACGUGAAAGUAGGAGAGAUAAAGGAGAAGGAGAAGUCCAGUGAAGAGAAAGAGCCUCAGCAAGCUGAGAAUGAAGGAGAGGGAGAAGAUGAGGAGGAGGUAGAGGAUUAUUUAGAUGAAGAGGAAGAGGAAGAGGAGGUAGAAGAUAUAGAUGAUGAGGAAGAAGAAGAUGAUGAGGAUGGAGUAAAUGAAACUGCAUAAGUUAUUCAGCAGAAUGUGUAAAUCUUUGUGGAUAAAGUGACCAUUAAACCUGCUGGAGGUGUUCAGCACCAGUGACUGCUGGUUAAAGUGUGCACCUGAGAGGGUGAAAGUGAUGUAUAAAAACUAAAAUACAAAUACUUAUGCUUAGUUUAUGAACUCUACCAGUAAAGGUUUUAUGAGUAUUAAGUAACGUGAGAAAGUUUAGCUUACUGUUUACCUUUACGGUAUAGUGAUGUUUUAAUUGUCAGAAACAUUUCCACACACUAAGAGUAAAAUGUGAUUAUUAAUUUCCUCCCCAGUUGCAUUUCAAAAUUGUUUAUUAAGUUUGUUAAUAUUAAUUACUCUUCAUUUGGGUCAUGAUUAUGUGUUUUUCCAUUGAAUAGUUUGCACCUUUAUUUUGAUCCAUUUGUUGUCUUAGUUAUGCAGUAAUGAUUUUCAUAAUCUCAUUGUAUUAUGUGUUCAAUUAUUUUUAUAAUGUGUGUACUUUUACUUGAUUGAAAUGAAGUACUUUAUGUAUUAAAAAUAAUAAAUUUAAAAA